GUUGAAAUUAAAAAUGGUUUUUGCAAAGGUUUUUGAGUUUGUUGGUUACUUGACUUUCUUUUCAAUUGGAGUUAUGUUGUUUUGCUUUAUAUGGAAAAUGCUUCGAUGCUACUUCCUUACAAAAUUCGGAUUUACUUAUAAUUUAAAUCAGUUUGGGGAUUGGGCUGUUGUCACUGGUGCUACAGAUGGGAUUGGAAAAGAAUACGCACGUCAGCUUGCAUCAAAAGGUCUUAACAUUGUGUUGAUAAGUAGAUCAGAAACAAAGUUACAGAAUACAGCCCAGGAAAUUGUAAACGAUUACAAAGUUAAAACAAAAAUAAUAACUUUUGAUUUUACUAACUCAAAUGGAUAUAAUGUGAUUGCAUCUGAAUUGGAAAAUUUAAAUGUGGGCAUAUUAGUAAAUAAUGUGGGUAUGGUAUAUGGUUCUCUUUAUAGUUACCAUAAUUGUGAUUUGAAUCAUUUUUGUGAUGUUUUACGCUGCAAUGUCUUCUCAGAUUUUUGUGUGACUAAAAUUGUGUUAAAGAACAUGAUGACAAACAAAAAAGGCGUAAUAAUUCACAUAUCCUCUGGUGUUAUUUAUCUUGAUGCUCCUUAUUCAAACAUAUAUGGACCAUCUAAGUUUUUUAUGAAAAGAUUUGCAACCUCCUUACAGCUGGAAUCCUCUGGAAUUCAUCACCAGAUCUUAACUCCCAUGUACGUUGAAUCGAAGCUAUCUAAAAGAAAAGCGGGAAUUAUGGUUCCAACAGCUGGAGAAUAUGUAAAAUCUGCUCUUCGUACAGUAGGAGUAGCUGAAGUUUUGUGUGGCUACUGGUCACACGAAUUAUUAUGUGUUGUAAUUAAAAUAUGUCCUGCUUUUCUUGUAGAUUUUGUAUAUCAACAAAUUAGAAGUGAAAUAUUAAAAAAUGUUUGAUUUUGUGAAUUUGGUUUAAAAUUUAGGGAAAAAAAGAUUGUUUUCUAUAUACAUUACAGUCAUAUAAAAAAGACAUUAAACAAGAACAUGUAAUUUCAGGAGGUAGCACAUGUCAGGCUAGGUAAAGUAUUAAAAUGCAAAAUAUGAUAAUGUUAUGUCAAGAAACAGCCAAAAAUAUAUUUAAAAAUUAGCCAAUCAGUACACUUGAAAAAAACAGCGAAAUAUAUCUUUUUGGUUUUCGUAAUAUCUCUUAAUUGCAAAAAUAACUGUAUUUUUUCUUUCCCUUUAAGCACCCCUGUCUUUUUUAUGUAAUCACUGAAGUAUUUGACUUGUUUUCGUUGCAUUUGUUGCAUAUAGUACUUACUUUUGUUAGCCCUGUGUCCAUCAACAUUUUAACAUCCCUGUCUCAAGGGUGUCAAUUUUUGUAACAACCUCUGAAAUAUUUCGUUUAAUGGUUUGAAAUUUGAUGACCUUUUUUUCUCUUUUAGUUAGCUUUAGGACCAUCAAUAUUUUUUCAUUUGAAGCCACAACUGUUGCCAUUGUGAUUCAUUGGUUGCCAUGGAAUAAAUCGAACAAUCAGAGUUGUUCAUUUUGUUUUGUUGCCAUUGUGAUCCAUUGGUUGCCAUGGAACGAAUCAAUCAAUGGGAGCUGUUCGUUUUGUGCUUUAUUAUACAUCAGAAUUUUGGAAUUUUUCUCAUCGGCUAUAGUGUUUUGUCUAGUGUUUUAAAUAUCAUGUAUACAAACUUCUA
This is a messenger RNA of Hydractinia symbiolongicarpus, 1659 nucleotides long. Its product is annotated as inactive hydroxysteroid dehydrogenase-like protein 1. Bases 14 to 910 code for a protein of 298 amino acids. Lineage: Eukaryota; Metazoa; Cnidaria; Hydrozoa; Anthoathecata; Hydractiniidae. Gene Ontology annotation, molecular function: oxidoreductase activity. The transcript has a single exon. The record is from RefSeq and is a predicted model, not a curated record.